This is a messenger RNA of Arachis ipaensis, 546 nucleotides long. RefSeq lists its product as uncharacterized. The record is from RefSeq and is a predicted model, not a curated record. Lineage: Eukaryota; Viridiplantae; Streptophyta; Magnoliopsida; Fabales; Fabaceae.
AUGCUGACAAUCGAAGGAACAGUACCACAAAGUAACAAGGAUACAAUCGAUCUCAAAAUCACCUUCAUCCAGGCCGACAUAUCUUCGACCAUCCCGAACCUAGAUGAUCCAGUGGUGAUUUCUAUCCAAACAGGCGAGCUACUGGUAAGAAAAGUUCUUUUGGACCCAGGUAGUAGUGCAGACGUUCUUUUUUAUUCUACAUUCCAAAAAAUGAAACUAUAUGGAAAAUCCAUGCAACCUUCAUUCGGAGAACUGGUAGGGUUCUCCGGAGAAAAGAUCCCAAUUAAAGGCUAUAUAUGGCUAAAAACGACAAUGGGAGACACCCCAUUGUCACAGACCAUUGACAUCCAAUAUCUUAUUGUCGACUGUCCCAGUCCUUACAAUAUUAUCCUCGGAAGACCUGCUCUGAACAUGUUCAGAGUAGUAGUGUCUACCUUACAUUUAUGUGUUAAGUUUCAGGCACAGGAUGGCAAGAUAGCAACACUCCACUCAGACCGCCAACAAGCUCGGAAGUGUUACAAUACAAGCCUAAAAAAUCCGAUGUGA